GGAUUUGAAAACUCGCAACAGAGCAACCAGACCGACAGUGGGUCUGCCAAGAGUCUGCUGAUGAAUCCGUUAGGCUGUACCCCUGGACAGGAGUUCAUGUUGAACGACUACUUUGCCUGUGUGGGGUGGGAGGGGUGGGCUUUGCUGGGCAGAGUGUACAGCCCAUAUCGGCACUACAUAGUUCUGAAAGAUAGAGAGUACGAACGGCGAAUGAAGGAGAAUGAGGAGAUGCACAAAGUCAUCUCCGACCGCAACCUGGCACGCAAAGAACCUGUGGGCAGGGUAGCCUCUCAGUUGGACCAGAAAGUGCGCAGC
Messenger RNA from Sphaeroforma arctica JP610, 315 nucleotides. RefSeq lists its product as hypothetical. The annotation marks the transcript as partial. The transcript has 2 exons. The record is from RefSeq and is a predicted model, not a curated record. Lineage: Eukaryota; Ichthyosporea; Ichthyophonida.